CUCGUGCUUCUUGUUGAUGACGGGAUCGAGGUUUUCGAUGGUCAGAACACAACCUAUUACCCAUUGCCAUCUGAGCUUAAAGGCGGAAAACCUGUAGGGAAAUUUGUUUUCGGCGAUUUCAAUAUGUCAAGCCAAAUCCAACUGUUAAUUGCGGGUUGCGAGGAUAUGAACUGCGGAAAGUCCCACAUCUUCAUACAUCCCCUUACUUCGAGUGGUGUCUGGGAAAAGGUUGAUGUGGAGUGGAACCCUCCAGACUUGGAAGGCGAUUGUUCUUUAGUUCCUACCACAGUCGAUAGAUUUUCAUCUGCAGCCAUCCUUGGCAUGUCCCUAGGCGAUGCCGAUCUUGACGGUUAUCCAGAUCUUGCGGUGGGCCUUAGAUGCGUCCGCAGCCUCAAUUCCGAUCAGAUCAUUCUCCCAGCCAUUCUGCGCAAUCUCGCAGGUGCUGGGGAGAGGGUCCGGUUCCAGGCUUAUCUUUUGCCCGGCGUUGAAUCUAAGGGAAUAUUGAAGCAAAUAGCCUUUUAUGACUACAAUGAGGAUGGUAUUUUGGAUUUAUAUAUUUCCUACGAAGACAAGGAUGGGGUCAGUACUUCUCUUUACAUGCAGAAGCUUACAAAGGAAGCCUAUUUUUUGAAAGUUAUGCUGACAACUGGUCUUUGUGGCAGCUCAAGUCAGUGUCCUAAUGGCGUUCUGCCCUAUGGACUGCCGGGUUAUGGCUUUCGCGCCUCCUACGAAACGCAAGGAGUUGAUGGUGGACGCAUACGCUCUAGUGGUGUAUUUGUUACCUCCUCCUGUUGUGGCGCUCUGCAACUGCCUUUCACGACCUUUGGUUUCGGUGACUUUGCUACAUACAUUGAAAAUGUCCCUGUUUCCGUUCCUGCUCCGGCACAGCAAAUUCGGAAGCACGAACUCACAUUCAUUGUCCCGAAUGCCCAAGUGGUUGUCGUCCCAUAUCCUCCUAAUAACCCCUUGAAUUGGCAAGCCAAGCUAUUCUUACAACCUCUCUACGAUAUGAAGGUCAUAUAUGUAGCAAUCACAUUACUGGUCACCUGCAUCGUUCUUCUUAUUGUCGUUGUUGUACUUCAAUAUCUCGAAGUUCGUGAGGAUCAAAAGGAAAGGAUGCAGGAGUCUCAACGGUUCCACUUCGACGCAAUGUAA
Hydatigera taeniaeformis is the source of this 1155-nucleotide messenger RNA. NCBI's taxonomy places the organism in Eukaryota, Metazoa, Platyhelminthes, Cestoda, Cyclophyllidea, Taeniidae. The record is from the annotation of a GenBank genome assembly.